AUGGAUCCAGGUGACCCAAACACUCCCUCCAAGAAGAAGGGCAAGUGUGCCUCUCUCCUGCAACAAUUUCCCGACCUCGAUAUCGGCGGCUCCAGUUCUGGCUCUCCAUCAUCGUCAAAGACUAGCAAGUACUCUCUCCGCGGUGGUCUCAAAGGAACGUUCAGCAAAGGCUGGCCGCCAUCUCUACGUCUUGGAUCGAGCGCUCCCGACUUCUCCGGCCAGACUUUCACGAUCGGCAUGAGCUCUGACUAUCGCUACUACGAUGAUAAGUGGCGUACCGACAAGAGUCUAAAGGACAAGCCUUACGAUGUCACUCGAGUCGGUAGUGGUCAAGGAUUGUCCUCCGGCCCAAGGCCAGCCCGUGGCUUGAGCUUGGACGAGACCUUCAAGAUGUGUAUGAAGAUAUUCAAUGGGGAGGCGUUCGAGUAUUCUGAGAGAAGCGCCGACUAUCAAGAGAAACUGAACCAGUGGGUCACGAGUGACCAGAACACCAACAAGAAUCCAAACUACAAGGAAGUCGUUCGUACUCGCCGCGAGGUUGUUCAGCACGCUGCUGCUUUGCAGCAUCUCAUUCAGCAAUUUGUUAAGGAGAACGAGCCUCUCUCCGAACAGCUUAUCAGAGACACCCACAAGAUCAUGAUGGAAGGCUUGAGUGGCGAAGAUGCCGGUGUCGUGGGUACGAAGUCCUUGGCAGGCACGUAUCGUGCCGCCAACCAGCAAGCAUACAUCGGCGGUGGCCAUCAAUUUCCAAAGCCCAGUGAGAUCCCAACCCAGAUGCAGAGCAUGGUAAACCAGCUGAAAGCUGACUUGGCUCAAGCCGAGCAGAAGGAUCAACUUGACCCUUUCGCGCUGGCAGCCAAGUAUUGCGAUCGCUUCGUUAACAUCCAUCCCUUCAAGGAUGGUAAUGGUCGCAUGUGUCGAUUGAUCCUGAAUGCGAUUCUGUUGAAGUAUGCAGGCAUCAUCAUGAGCUUGGGCGAAAAAGGCGAAGGUCGGAACGAGUACAUCAGCAUCGCUGUGGAGUCUCGUCAGUCAGGCGGUCAUCAUGGUCAGCUUGCCAGUAUGGUGUUGCACAAUGCGGAGGAGACGAUGAAGCGCUGGAAGAAGACGCUUGAGUACAAGAUGUCCAGGAAGCAGCAGUAG
This is a messenger RNA of Pseudocercospora fijiensis CIRAD86, 1140 nucleotides long. RefSeq lists its product as uncharacterized. The transcript is spliced from 3 exons. The coding region runs from base 1 to 1140 and encodes 379 amino acids. Lineage: Eukaryota; Fungi; Ascomycota; Dothideomycetes; Mycosphaerellales; Mycosphaerellaceae. The record is from RefSeq and is a predicted model, not a curated record.